AUGGCGCCUCAGUUCGAUGACAAGAUCGUCUUGAUAACUGGCGCCGCAAGCGGCAUUGGACAAGCAACUGCGGUGAAGCUUGCCGCACUUGGAGCAUCGCUCGCCCUGUGUGACAUCAGCUCAUCCGGUCUCGAAAAUACCAUCAAGUUAUGCGAGGACAACGACCACUUCUGGUCAGCCUUUGACGUCGGCUCGACGGAUGCCUGUAAUGAUUUUGUGGUGGAGGUCACAAAGAAAUACAGCUCCAUCGACCAUGUCUUCAACUGCGCUGGCGUAAACCCGACUUCUUACCCACUAGAGUCCACAACAGACGGUUACUGGAACAAACUGGUCAACACCAACCUUAAAGGCACCUAUAACAUUACCCGCGCCUGCAUUCCCCACCUUGAAUCUGGCGCCUCCUUCGUCAAUGUCUCCUCUAUCUCCGGCCUGCACCCCACCGCCCAACAGGCGAUUUACUGCAUGACCAAGUAUGGGAUCAUCGGUUUCUCCAAGUGCAUGGCGCUGGAGUUGGGUCCAAAGGGCAUCCGGACCAAUGUCGUGGCGCCGGGGUAUAUCAAUACCCCAACGAAUGCGGGAGUCGUCAAGGGCGGGGACGCUGUCACAGAGCAGGAGGAGAGCACGGCGCUGGGCAGGAUGGGGACGCCGGAGGAGAUUGCGGAUGUGGUUGCGUUUUUGUUCUCUGACGAGAGUCGGUACAUGAACGGGAGCGUUGUGGAGAUUGACGGUGGGCUGAAGGCUUAG
This is a messenger RNA of Coniosporium apollinis CBS 100218, 744 nucleotides long. RefSeq lists its product as uncharacterized. The transcript has 2 exons. The record is from RefSeq and is a predicted model, not a curated record. NCBI's taxonomy places the organism in Eukaryota, Fungi, Ascomycota, Dothideomycetes. The coding region runs from base 1 to 744 and encodes 247 amino acids. Gene Ontology annotation, molecular function: oxidoreductase activity, acting on the CH-OH group of donors, NAD or NADP as acceptor.